This is a messenger RNA of Diaporthe batatas, 1069 nucleotides long. RefSeq lists its product as uncharacterized. Lineage: Eukaryota; Fungi; Ascomycota; Sordariomycetes; Diaporthales; Diaporthaceae. Gene Ontology annotation, molecular function: catalytic activity. The record is from RefSeq and is a predicted model, not a curated record. The transcript has 3 exons. Bases 1 to 1002 code for a protein of 333 amino acids.
AUGGCUCCCAAGCUUAAAGUCGCAGCUAUUCAGGCUGAGCCCGUUUGGCAAGACCUCGAGGGUGGUGUCAAUAAGUCGAUUGCCCUGAUCGAGGAAGCGGCCAGUCAGGGAGCCAAUGUUAUUGGAUUCCCCGAGGUUUUCAUUCCCGGUUAUCCUUGGAGUAUAUGGGCGAGGUCUCCGACUGAAAAUGCUGGCUUCAUGGACGAGUAUUUUCGCAACUCUCUGGUAAAGGAAUCCGAUGAAAUGAAGCGGAUCUGUGCCGCUGUUAAGGAAGCCGGUGUUUUUGUCGUCCUCGGAUACAGCGAGCGGUACAAGAACACCUUGUAUAUCGCCCAGUCUUUUAUCGAUGAAAACGGUGUCAUCGUCCACCAUCGGCGCAAGAUCAAGCCCACUCAUGUUGAGCGGGCAUAUUGGGGUGACGGCCAGGGAGAAUCGCUGCAGACUGUAGCUCCCAGCUCAGCCCACCCAGACGUCAAGAUCGGCGGGCUCAACUGCUGGGAACACACCCAGGUUCUUUUACGGUACUAUGAGUACGAGCAGGACGUCGACCUGCACGUCUCCAGCUGGCCGGUCCUCUGGCCGCACCCAACUGAUAAGACAGGCGCCCAUGACCCGGACUGGCCAGGACACAUCACGGACGUGAUGAGCAUGCGCUUCUCACAGAUUGUGGCUCUUGAGGGGGCCUGCUUCGUGAUGGUCUGCACGCAGGUGGUCAGCGAGGAGGGCAAGAAGAAGUGCAGGCUCGAGGACUUUGGGUACGCGACGUGCACUCUUGGGAGCGGCGGGGGGUUCAGUAUGAUAUAUUCACCCAUGGGCGACGAGCUCGUCGAGCGUCCCCACCCCGGCAAGGAGUGCAUCCUCUAUGCCGAUGUGGACCUCGCGGAGAAGGCCAAGGCGAAGCAGAACCUCGACAUUGUUGGGCAUUACUGCCGGCCGGACCAGCUGAGUCUGCGCGUCAACAAGUACCCUGCACGACCUGUGUUUUACGCGGCUGAGCCUUGAUUGACGGGACGCUGGCGUGGCGGUAGUGUAAGAUACCUAUGUACCUAGCUUUUUUUGCUGUUUUUUU